AUGGUCAAGGGCCUAAGCAAUAGGGAUGCGGUUGUAGCAAUGGUUCUUGCAAUGAUGGGGACAGGGAUAACCUUUAUGCCGUAUGCAUUCAAAUCUGCAGGAUACCUUAACGCAAUAUUUCUCAUGACGUUCUUUGGAAUGGGAACGGCAGUGUCGUGCUACUGUAUUUCCUAUACAGCCAAGCGCUCAAAGCAGGACAGCCCCACGUAUUCUAGUCUGGCCUCUAGUAUUUCCACAACGCUUGGGUAUGCAGUCAACAUCUCUAUCUUCUUCAACGGGUACCUUGCAGCCGUCAACUUCUAUAGGUAUCUGUCUGAUCUGAUUACCAGGAACUCACACUACAUUCGAAGUCUCACGAGCGACUAUGAAAGAUCCAGGAAGAUCGUUGUUCUUAUCCUUGCUGCUCCGUUUCUGUAUCUGUCUUCAAAGAAAACACUCUCAGGACUCGUGGUCACAUCCUAUUUAAGCAUUGCAUCCGUCUCAUACCUGGCAUUCCUAAUGGUCUAUCUGUUUCUUACGGUGGGAACCUCAUGUGCAGUUGGAGAGGCAAAGGCGUUCAACGGAUCUCUAGGAGAGGCCGUUCCCUUCUUUAUCUCUUCUAUGGUGUGCCAGGCAAACAUGGUCAAGAUAUACACAGAGAUGAAGACCAGAAGCAGCAGAAGUAUCAUAAUUGUAUCUCUGGGUGCAGCCAUUGGUGGAAUGCUCAUCAACGGCCUAAUCGGCCUUUUCGGAUACCUUGUGUUUGGAGAUGGGGUCAGCGGAGAAAUCAUAACAGAGCUCUCUGACAUGGACAGUUUAAUCAACAGGCGCCUCAGAGAGGGGUGGGAUAAGAGCAACAUCAUGUCUGGGAUGGCAAUCUAUGGAAUGAUGCUGACAUUGUUUGGAGGAUACCCGGUCCAAGUCAAUCCCGUUGUGGACAUGAUACUCAAGCUCCUUCCUGGAGAGAGAAGGACGGAGAUGAGCAGAAGGAUAAUAGUAGUUCUGCUGUUUCUUAUAGCCAUGUCCUUGAAUCUUAUGGAGGAGCUCAAAACAAAGGUUAUCAAGAAGUUCCUCGGCGCUACAUUCUCGAACUCGGUGGCAUUUGUAUAUCCGUUCAUAUACUACUUAUCCACAAGGAAAGAAAGAUCCUUUGUUUCAUCAUUUAUGUGUAUUCUUAUGAUAGGAAUGAGCAUUAUAGUAAGCAUCUACACGGUCUUCAGGUUUGCUGUAGACGGAACGAAGUAG
This is a messenger RNA of Encephalitozoon cuniculi GB-M1, 1224 nucleotides long. RefSeq lists its product as uncharacterized. The coding region runs from base 1 to 1224 and encodes 407 amino acids. Gene Ontology annotation, biological process: amino acid transmembrane transport. The transcript has a single exon. The record is from RefSeq and is marked provisional. Lineage: Eukaryota; Fungi; Microsporidia; Unikaryonidae. Gene Ontology annotation, molecular function: amino acid transmembrane transporter activity.